Molecule: messenger RNA, 4256 nt
Organism: Vigna angularis (adzuki bean)
Lineage: Eukaryota; Viridiplantae; Streptophyta; Magnoliopsida; Fabales; Fabaceae
Exons: 10
Coding region: 307-4017 (1236 amino acids)
Biological process (GO): negative regulation of DNA-templated transcription
Molecular function (GO): DNA binding; transcription corepressor activity
Source: RefSeq, a predicted model, not a curated record
CUCUCACCGUAUAUAUUUAUUUUUGUAUUGUCAAUUGUGCGUCUUCUCUCUCACUCUCCUAAACCCCUCUUGUUGUCUCUCUCUAUUCUUCUCUUUCUCACUCUAAAACCUUCAAUUCCAAAGCAAUCUUGGUACGCCAUACGCUUUCUACUUCGACGGGACCGAAUGAUUCAUUGCUUGGAGUUCCAGGUCUCGUAGAAUUUCUUGCAAAUUCUACCACAUUGAGGCUGAUUGGGAAACAUACCUCACAUGCGUUUUGCUUCAUCUGCACAACUGUACCUGUAGUUUUUCUGGGUUCCGUGAGAAAUGAGAGAGGGGCUGAGAUCGCGGGCGCGAUUGGGGGCGGUUUCUGGAGGCGAAGAAGUUGUUAGCAAGAGAAAAGUUGUUGUGAAGAGCGAGGCUGUUGCUAAGGAUGGUGAGGGUUUGGAGGUGCAGAACUCAACGAUUGAGAAGAAGGAUGAAGUUGCACGUGAUGUUAAAGAAGAAUGUGGCUUUGAUUUGAAUGUGAGUGCAAGUGGAGAGGUUGACUUGGAAGAGAAUGGGAGUGGUAGGGGUUGUUUUAGUGGUGGGGGUGAUAUUGUAGUAGCUGAGGUAGAUAAGAAGGCAAAGAAGGAGCAAGGUUCAAAUAACGAGGGACUGGUUGGGGGUCGAGUGUUGCGCUCAAGGUCUAAGGGGGGGAAGGAUAGAAGAGUGUAUUAUGGAGAGAAUGAGGAUGUUGUUUCUGAGAGUGAUAGAGAAUGUAGUGGGGUUGAGAGUGUGAAAGUUAAGACGGAAUGUGAAGAAGCUGGUGAGUUUUUGGGCGAUAGUUAUGAGAAUGAUAAAGCUAAGGUGAAGAAUGCAGGGAAUGGAACGGGGAAUUUGAAACGGAAGCGUGGGCGGCCUCCCAAAAUAAAGUUGGAAGUGGAAGAUCAACCAGUUCAUCAGUUGCCACGUAAGCGUGGAAGACCCCCUCUUGCCAGCAAACAAAACCAUGUGGUGGUGCCUAAUAGAAAAGAAAAGGCUGCCCUUCGAAAAGAUAAAAAGGGUUUAACUAUGAGACAUGAUGCUAAUGUGAAUGCAAUUGAUGAUGCAGAUUCAAGUAAAUCUGCUGGGGAUGAGUUAGAAAAGAAGGAAGUCUCUCCUGUCAAGAAGUCUAAAUUUACUAAGGCUUUGGAAACUGGCAACAAUGUGGUGGCCUCACCAGUAAGAUCAAAAACUGAGAAUGCACUUGUCACUGAGAAAAGUGGAAGAAAUAGAGUUAAGCAGUUAGUGAGGGAUCAAAUAAAGGAAAUUCUCUCAGCUGCCGGCUGGACAGUUGACUAUAGACCUAGGAAUGGUAGAGAGUACCAUGAUGCAGUUUAUGUUAGUCUGGACGGACACACACACUGGUCAAUCACCUUGGCCUACAAAAGGCUUAAAGAGUAUUAUGAAGCUGGUAAUGGUGAAGGUAAGGCAUAUGGGCCAGGCUUCAAAUUUACACCAAUAGCAGCAGAGGAUUUCCAAAUACUCACUAAGGUAAUUAAAAAGCAAAGAAACGGGAAAGUUAAAUCAGUAAAGAAAGGGGGAAAGGGUGGGAACAAAAACAAAGAAAGGUCAGGUUCUGGUGCAGCCGUGGGUAAGUCAGUGAAGAGGAAAAUGAAAAGGAAACGGUCACCUGGAGACAUAGAUUCUAUGUCACCGAACAGGAUGCCAGUUCUUGUGAGGGAUCAUAAGCGACACAAAACACAAAAUAAGCUGCGAAGUGGUCCAUUGGUUCGUAAUGCUAAGGAGAUAGAUUCAGAAACUGAGGGAUAUGUACUGUACAGUGGAAAAAGAACUUUGCUUGCCUGGAUGAUUGAUUUGGGCACAGUCCUUCUAAAUGGGAAGGUUCAUUAUAAGGCACCCGAAGAUAAAAGUGCAGCACUGGAGGGUAAGAUCACAGGAGACGGCAUUCAUUGUGGCUGCUGUGAUAAAAUCAUUACAAUUUCAGAAUUUGAAGUUCAUGCAGGAAGAAAAUUUGCUGAUCCCCUUCAAAAUAUAUAUGUGGAGGAAGGAAAGUCUCUUUUACAGUGUUUGCUAGAUUCGUGGAAUAAGCAAGAUGAAUCUGAACGUCAUGGUUUUCAUUUUGUUGAUGUUGCGGGUGAGGAUCCGAAUGAUGAUACUUGUGGGGUCUGUGGAGAUGGUGGAGACCUGAUAUGUUGUGAUGGUUGCCCGUCAACAUUCCAUCAAGACUGCUUGGAUAUACAAAAGUUUCCAUCUGGUGAUUGGCACUGCAUUUAUUGCUGUUGCAAAUUUUGUGGGUCAGUUAAUGGAUGUUCAGACCAAAAGGAUAGUGAUGAUGAUAUUGCUGUGUCAAAAUUACUCACGUGCCGACUAUGUGAGAAAAAAUAUCACAGAUCCUGCAUUGAGGCAAAUGAUUGCAAUACUACUGAUUACAGUGAUGUGAUCUUUUGUGGAAACAGAUGUCAAGAGUUAUCUGAGGGACUUGAAAUGCUCCUGGGGGUUAGACAUGAAAUUGAAGAUGGGUAUUCCUGGACUUUUAUUAGGCGGUCAGAGGCUGGCAUUGAUGCUUCUCAGAUAAAACCUCAUAUGGUUGAAUGUAAUUCUAAGCUCGCUGUUGCAUUAUCAAUAAUGGAUGAGUGCUUCAUGCCAUAUAUUGAUCAUAGAAGUGGGGUCAAUCUGAUCCACAGUAUUCUGUAUAACCGUGGGUCAAAUUUCAAUCGACUGAACUAUAGUGGAUUUGUUACUGCAAUUCUAGAGAGAGGUGAUGAGAUGAUUUGUGCUGCAACUAUCAGGAUCCAUGGGAACCAACUAGCAGAGAUGCCAUUUAUUGGAACCCGCUAUAUGUACAGGCGACAAGGAAUGUGCCGUAGGCUUCUAAAUGCCAUUGAAUUGGGACUCAGCUCUUUAAAUGUUGAGUUAUUAGUGAUACCAGCUAUCUCAGAGCUCAGAGAAACUUGGACUUCCGUUUUUGGGUUUGAGCCACUUGAAUCAACAGUCAAGCAAACCGUACAUAAUACAAAUCUAUUGGUAUUUCCUCAUGUAGAUAUGUUACAGAAGAAGAUAUCAAAACAUGAAUUGGCCGGUCAUAAUCCAAUUCCUUCAGAAGCUGUCAAUCUUGGAACCAAUCAAAUAGCAAACAAUUGCAAUGGAGUGCGAUCAUCUGGAUCUGAUUUGGUCAAUUAUAUUGAGAUUCCUCGCUGCCUUAAUACAUGCCAAAUAAAGGACGAAGCCACAUCUAUUGAAUCUGAUUGUCAUCUUCCUGAGGGUUCAUUGAAUAAUGUACCUGACAUUGCUAGCAACAUUAAUGAUUAUAGGCAAUCUACUAAAGAUGAGACAUGUGAAGUUGUUUGUCACAAAGGUGAUGAGAAUCCAGUGAUGGACAACACUAUGAAAAAUGCCUGCGAAUAUGUGACUGAUACUUGUGGUGUAGCUGGAGAUAGCCAGUUGAACAAUGGCACGGUUCCUUACGAGGAAAGACUGUGUCUCACAUCUUGUAUUAACACUGAGGCUCCAGAAGGACAAUGUGUCAGUGUUUCGUUGGAGGUUGCUGAAAACUUACCUAAUCAUGUCGCAGUAUCAAAUGAAGUUAUGUCAAAUAACAAAAGUGCGGAAGACUCAGAACCCUGCGGUACAGAAAGUAUUACAAGGGAUUCAAAACUUUCUGCUGACUCUAUUCACAAGGAUUCAUAUAUAGUUUCUGACAGUUGUGAACGGAGAAGUGACACUGAUUGUGGUCAACCAAAUUUCAUAGGAACAGAAGAACAACGUGGUGAAUUUAUUAGUGUUUGUGGUUCUCAUGGUAGACCCAAUGGUGAUUGUGCCUCUGGUGAAGGUGCUGCCGCCACUAACUUGUUGUUGCACCUUCCAUCACAUGACGUGACCAAUAACAAGCCUUGGGUGAAAGGGUCUUCAGAGUUACCUGAGCCUGAUUUGCAGGUGGAUCAAACUGAACAGAACAGUGCUCCCUCCCCAUGGAGCCCUAACACCUGUGCAUCUACUGGCAGUGCUUCUCGUGGUAGUACUGAGGGGAUAUUUUUGUCAAACCAAGCCAGUUGAUUUGUGGCUCCAUUUGUAGUUAUAAGUAGGUUAUAUUUGGAGGUAUUCACUAACAAAGGGAAUCUAGCAAUGCAAUCUGGAAGGGGUAGUAAAACCCCUGAUCUUUGUACUUAAGGAUGAACGACAAUGUAUGUGUAUUUUGAAGUAUCCUGGCCGAUAGAAUAGGGUGAUGUUAACUUGGAGUAAUUCCUGUUUCUCAAAAAUCUUAAAUUAGGAAUGUUAGAUUCCCUUCUUCAGUA